Punica granatum (pomegranate) is the source of this 2305-nucleotide messenger RNA. The record is from RefSeq and is a predicted model, not a curated record. NCBI's taxonomy places the organism in Eukaryota, Viridiplantae, Streptophyta, Magnoliopsida, Myrtales, Lythraceae.
CAAUUCUUCCCAUCUUCAAAUCCAAGGCCGGUUUUGGGUACAUUGAUCCCUUCGUCUCGUCACGACGGUUGCUAGCGAGCGAGUCUGUCCGGCUUAAAAGACUCUUGAAUUUUCUUCUAUUAUCAGUUCUCUUCCGUCUAUAGAUUUUUCAUCAGCUUCUUCACUCUAAUCUGCCCUCUUCACCAACACAUCACGUCGACAUUAAUAGCCUUUCCUUUCAUUAGUUUCUCAACCUAAUUCGGGCCGGCUGGAGGCUACCUAGAAGAGCUACAUAUAUACGCGCGCGAGCGCAUAUGGAGUUCUUUAAGCGAAGGGCGAGCAUAAAAGGAAAAAGAAAAUGGCGGAAGAGGGAGAGCACACGACCGAGCACCAGCGAUAUCUGGACGAAACCGCUACUUGGGCAGUGGCGACUGUGUGUUUUGUGUUGCUCGCCAUCUCCCUCCUUGUCGAACACAUCAUCCACCUCGUAGGCAAGUGGCUAGAAAGGAAAAGGAAGCCAGCUCUUGUUGAGGCCCUUGAGAAAGUUAAAGCAGAGCUUAUGCUGCUGGGGUUCAUAUCUUUGCUGCUGACCAUACUGCAAGAACCGAUAUCAGGCAUGUGCAUUUCAAGGAAAGUAGCAUUUACCUGGCGCCCAUGUAGUGGGCCGCCCAAGGUUUAUCCAUUCGGGGGAGGUUCGGCCUCAUCGGGGAAGGAUAGUUGCACAACGCAGGGCAAAGUAGCAUUUAUGACAGCAUAUGCGAUUCACCAGCUUCACAUAUUCAUCUUUGUGCUGGCAAUAUUUCAUGUUCUCUACUGCAUCACAACCUUGGCCUUGGGCACUUUCAAGAUGAGGAGGUGGAAGUUGUGGGAAAACGAGACAAAGACACCUGAACAUCAAUAUUACAAUGAUCCUGAGAGGUUUAGAUUUGCAAGGGAGACAACAUUUGGGAGAAGGCAUUUGCAUUUUUUGAGCAAGUCACCUGUUACUCUUUGGAUUGUUUGUUUCUUCAGACAAUUCUUUGGGUCUGUGACCAAAGUUGACUACUUGACAUUAAGACAUGGAUUCAUCAUAGCUCAUCUGACCCCUGAAAACGAGACAAGGUUCGACUUCCAGAAAUACAUCCACAGGUCACUGGAGGAGGAUUUCAAAGACGUAGUCGGCAUAAAUCCAGUUAUUUGGUUCUCCGCGGUGCUCUUCCUGCUCUCGAACGCCCACGGAUGGUACUCUUACCUAUGGCUGCCCUUCAUCCCCUUGAUUAUAAUCUUAGUGGUUGGGACAAAGCUUCAAAUGAUCAUCACAAAGAUGGGACUAAAAAUUCAAGAGCGAGGAGACGUCGUAAAGGGCAGCCCGGUGGUUCAGACCGGGGACGACCUUUUCUGGUUCGGUCGGCCCCAGCUCAUCCUCUUCCUCAUCCAGCUCACCCUCUUUCAGAACUCUUUCCAACUAGCCUUCUUCGCUUGGAGUACGUAUGCAUUCAAAAACGUAAGAAACUGCUUCCACAGCAAGCUCGAAGACAUCAUCAUCAGAUUAUCAAUGGGGGUCUUAAUACAAGUGCUUUGCAGUUAUGUGACUCUGCCACUCUAUGCUCUAGUCAUACAGAUGGGCUCGACAAUGAAACCGACCAUCUUCAACAACGGGGUGGCUACGGCAUUGAAGAAAUGGCACCACACGGCAAAGAAGCAUGCCAAGGACAACAAGCACUCCAACUCGGUGACACCAUUCUCAAGCCGCCCUGCCACCCCAGAGCACGGCUCCUCUCCCAUCCACCUCCUCCACAACUACCAGAACCGGAGCCAGGAUGGUCCCCCGGCUGGGACCCCUAGGGAGGAAUCACAGGUCGACACUGAGCACUGGGCGGUGACGGUUGGGUCGCAUUCCCCUUCGCCGCCGCAGAGUCAGAUGACUCGCACUAGAACAGGAGCUGGACAAAGAGGGCUGACACCCUACUCAGGGGGCAGUAGAGCUCCAGAGGACUAGAACUCAGCACGCGAGCUCAUCAGAUCGACCGAGAAAAGGCGCAGCAGCUGCCAGUGAAGUACAUAUAUAUACACGCAUUAGGCCAAUGUUAGGGCCAUUUGGGAUUUUCACGACUUCAUGUAAUUUGACGCGUUUUCUCCUCUGUUUAUGUACUCUCAUUUUUAUCCAAUAGAAGUAGAGAUUACAAAUUAAUGAGUAGCAUCAAUCGAACCUGAAGAAGAAGCCAAUCUGACUUGGCUGGAAGCUUGAAAUGGUCACGCAUAACAUUGCAACGGUCAAGACGAGGCAAUUACCCAUGGGCAUGUAUCUCUUUCUCUCUUCUUAUUAAUACUUAAAAAAAGGGAAAAA